AUGGGGUUUGAGAGGCGUCCAAAUCCCUUCUUUGUCACCGGCACCAGCAGUAUCCAAGCUAUCAUGAACCAUUCCUUCGGGGAUCGCAUUAAAUUGAAGAAGGUGUCUAAGACUCUUACUAACGCAGAAGGCUCACGAAAGACAGAAUACUUGUUAGCAUUGUGGAUGAACCGCUUUGUGGCCUUCCAACUCCACUCACUUGAGAAGAGGACAGAAGAGACUCCUACUGGAGUCGACAUUGAAAGGUUUCUGGUCUCUAUGGUCUCUGAGGUUACAGCGAUUGGAAAGAAGAGAGUGUUUGCAGUCUUGGUGUGUGCGUAGAAGUAAGGACGGUGGCGGUGGUAGUGGCGGUGACAGCGGUGUAGUGACAGCAAUGUUGUGAUUAGAGGGGUGACGGGAGGUGGUGAUAGAGGUGUGGUGACAAGAUCAGUCCUUGGAGUGACUGAAAAUGGUGCUAUUCCAGGCCUCCUUUCCUGUCGAAAGUACUUCUCUAUAUCAUCCUCGAGCACCGGAAUAAUCUAUUGUGCUCGCUGCUUCAUUUUGAUGCUCAAAUAUUAUCAACG
Pseudogymnoascus verrucosus is the source of this 563-nucleotide messenger RNA. RefSeq lists its product as uncharacterized. Bases 1 to 321 code for a protein of 106 amino acids. NCBI's taxonomy places the organism in Eukaryota, Fungi, Ascomycota, Leotiomycetes, Thelebolales, Thelebolaceae. The transcript is spliced from 2 exons. The record is from RefSeq and is a predicted model, not a curated record.